Molecule: messenger RNA, 5284 nt
Organism: Zootoca vivipara (common lizard)
Lineage: Eukaryota; Metazoa; Chordata; Lepidosauria; Squamata; Lacertidae
Source: RefSeq, a predicted model, not a curated record
GUAGAAGCGACUUCUGGUGCCGCGCCGCUGCUGAUCCCGGAUUUUUCAAUCCAGGAGUUGGAGGGUAUAAAGAGAGGUGCCUCCUCACACUGCCCCACAGGGGCCUGAGACUUGUCUGUCUAUUUCCAACAGCAAAGGCUGGCGGACUGGCUGUCUGGACUUCCUUGCCCACUUGCUUGCUUGCUUAAUCCAAGGCCAUCUCAGCUCCUGGCAACUACACCCCCUGACCAGCCCCAGAGGCCCCAUUCACCUGAGGAGCUUAUACCCAGGGCUGCUGCAACAAACAGGGACACAAGCCUUUGGGAAGCAGAGAUGCGAGAAGGCAUCAGAGGAGGGAGGGUGGGAAAGAAGGACCGAGGCCAAUGUUGCCUGUGGCAUUCAAGGCACCCCAGGGUGACAUGGCACACUGGUUGACAACCACUGGCUUAAGUAUAUUCCAUUGAAAUGAGGGUUUCAAAGCUCUUCAGAUGGAUGAUUGCAUCUUUUUGUAAACCAAAAAGUGUGAGGGUUCAAGCCCACCUGGAAGCUGACUGAGGAAUCCUUUCACCCAAAGUCAGAAAUAAGAAGAGCAGCUGCAGGGAGUCAAUGGUAAGAGAGGACAAACUUCAGAGAUAACACUCUUUUCCAUUUGUCUGGGAAAUGGUGCUGGGUUACACUUGAUAUGGGAGAGCCAGGUCCCCAAAGUGAACAACGGGUUCAACAAUAAAUUCCAGGCCUGGUGCUGCUCAAAUCAAGACCCUAAUUGGCAAUCACAUUUCCAUGAGCCUAAAUGGUACAUGCAAUAUCUUUCCUUGAGUGAAAAUUGUAUACCGGGGGGUGAACUACAGCCCCCCAGAUGUUGAUCGACCCGAACUCCCAUCAGUAACACCCAGGGCUGAUGGGAGUUGUAGUUCAGCCACAUCUAAAGGGCCACAGGUUCCCCACUCUUGCUAUGUAUCAUCAUUCAUAUAGGAUAGGAAUAUCCCUGCCCAGGAACGGUAGCAGCGUUUGAAUAAACAGGACCUAGCAGGGGCUGGUAAAUAUUGCAAUGCAAAUUGCAUUAUCACCAUUUCACAAAUCCUGAUUACUAGCAGUGAAGAAAGAUUCCAGCAUUCACCUCCAGCAAUAGGUGCCGGCUCUGUUCACCUCCGUUGGGCAAACAAAACUUUGAAACCAUAACAUCUUAAUGUAACUAAUUGGCUGCUUUCCAAAUAGCACAUGCUGUACACAGGUCUGUGUGGGAACAUCAUCAAAGUCAACUUAUGCAGCGCUGUGGAGCUUCAGGGUAGCAUCAUUAAACUGAGCCGAGUUUCUGCUUUCGUUUUGAUAAGAUGCUUCAAUGCUUCUUCACAAUUGCAUCUCUUUUAUUGAUGCUGACGGUGCAACGUGUGUGUGUGUGUGUGUGUGUGUGUGUGUGUGUUGAACAGCACACAAUCCUUUGAGAGAAAGAGCUUGCUGCGUCUUCAGAAUAUGAUCUCAGUGGCACGGCCAAGACUCCAGGUCACCUUUCAAAACUCUCAGAAGGGAGGGUGCCAGUUGUUUUGUUCUUCAGCAAACCUGUUGCAGACUCUGCUUCUCAAGCUCUCGUUCAUCACAUGACUCAGACUCCCUGUCAUAGAGUCUCUGGCAUUAAAAACCUUUCCUGCACACCUAUGCGAGAUUGUUCACAUCAUCCUUACUUGCGGCAGUCUGUUUAAGAGUGGCUUUUAAGGGACGUCUACUAAAGAGGAAAUGGGGGAUCUGAAGAGUCCAUCUUCCGGCCCCUUCACAGGCAAAGACAUCACUGUUCUGGCAGGGAAGCUUAAACACGUGGCCCUGAAUACCCCACUCCGUUUCAGCGCUCAGGCCUUGAGACCCCAUUCCAAGAACAGCGCUCGGUUUGGCUGCCUCAGCCAUCACUCGUUCUUCUCGCGCCACAACCCCCACCCUCACAGAGUCACUCAUAUUCAAGGUUUGAAUGGUGCUCCUGUUUGCACCGUUAAUGAUGAGUGCUGCAAGCAGACCAUUCUGCCACCUCACCCAAUGAUAAAAAGUCAGAUUCCUGCUUCUAUUUGGGGGGCGCCUGGGGCUCAGAUACCCAUCGGAGACCCACAACCUGUUCCAGUCCCCUGGCUAUCGACAGGUUCUUUGUCCAAUGCCUGGCGAGAAGAAUUGAGGGAACUUGCUGCAAGAGUCAGAGCCACCUCGUCCACUGAGAAAAAGGAGGCAGCAGAAAAGUCUCGGAGGGAGACACAAUACUCAGAAGAAACAGGACGUCUUAUCCCACCUCCCUCUCGAGCUACAGCUUGCCAUUCGUCCCGCCAUUUGCACAGGAACAAUGCCAAGAAUAAAGGCAAGGAUGCGACCAUGCUCUUCCGGGACCAAGAACUUAUAAUUUUGGAGCUGCUCUGUCAGAUCCUGCAGACAGACUCCUUGACUGCGAUUCAGCAAUGGCUGCUCAUGGCUGGGCAGAGGGAAAAGGACCUUGUCAUGGGAUUGUUGCAGACAGCAACUGCCAAUUUACAUCUUGAUCCCCAGGAGCUGACCUCAGGCAUGGAAGAGAGACUUCCGCCACAGUUGCCCCCAGAUGCCUCAGGAUUUGCCUCCAAACCACACAGCCUUGGGAGAAAUCAUGUAUCCAGGCUGUCUGUUAUGAGACAAAAACAAGAACCUAUCCCAGAAGAAGAAAAGCCAGAGAACCUGGAGGCACCAUCUUUCAAGACAGGAAUCCUGUACCAGUACCGCUAUUCAUUGGGGGGCCAGCUAAGAUAUCUGUCAAGGCCAUCUUUGCAAGGAAGCAAGCUGCAGGCUGAAGCUCUGGUUGAUGUGCAUCCAUUGUGGAGAAAUCUCAACGAUGCCGGGGAGCACCUUCUCCAAGUCCAAAUCCAUGGCCUACUAUUCCAUCACGACCUGGAACGAAGUAAGAGUCAGACUGGUAACAACGAUCAACCUGCCCAAGUUUCACUGAACACUACAGAACUGGAGCAGCCCGUUUUCCUGCAUUGGAAAAAUGGGAAGAUUGAAGGCAUCUAUGAAGACAAAGCUGGAAGCCCCUUAACUUUGGAACUGAAGAGAGGCCUGGUUAGCCUUCUCCAGUUUCAGACCCAACCUGGGACAGUGACUGAGGAUGACAUUUCUGGGAGCUGCCCAGUGACCUACACAGUCUCCAAGGAUUCUGUUCUGAAGACAAAAGACCUACAUGGCUGCAAAAGAACAAAGUUUGGAUUCAGCUCUGUUAACAAGAUGUUUGGAGUCCUGUGGCAACCUGUAAGUAAAAGUCUUUAUUCUGUGGAAGGGCAGGUCCUCAAGUCGGCAUUGUCCGAAGAAAGCCAUAUAAUCUCUCUAAACCUGAAGUCUUCCGUUGGAGUCAAUAUCACCUCCAGGCAACAUCUUGAACUUGUGACUCAAGUGCCUGGAUCAAAAGAGUUGCCUGGGAAAAGUCCUCAGGAAGCCCUGGCGGCUGUGCUGAGAAAACCACAACCCAUUAACAUAGCAAGUGACCCUGUCAAGAGGACCAACACCCAGUACCCAACUCUCAAAACCUACUUGAAAACACUGGCUAAAAAGAGACGCAGAAUAGACCUCUCUGAGGCAUCGACCACUUGGCAUUUUUGCAAAGUUGUCCAGAUGUUACGCGAUGCCAAGAAGAAAGACAUCCUGCUGUUGUUGAAGAAAGCACCAGAAGAGAUGGUGUCCUUCUAUGUUGAAGCGGCAGUGGCUGCCCAUUCUACAGCUUCCUUGAUGGCGCUGUCCGAAUUUCUCAGUUUCGGGAGCAAAAAGAACGCCGCCCUGCUGGAGAAGUUUUUCUACGCUGCAGCCUUCUCCCCUCGCCCUUCAAAGGAGCUCUUGCGUCUGGUGGUGGAUAAGCUGAAUGGGAAGAAACUAGAAGCAGCCACCUGGGAAACGGGGAAUAUUGUAAUCGGCAGCCUGAUUGGCAAGCUGUGCCAAAUGAAACUGUGUGGUCUUCAAGAAGUAAGACUUGAAGUAGACUCCAUCAUGCAAAGGCUCAAGAACACCAAGAAGGACUCUGAGAGGGUCAUUUAUCUGUUGUCCCUGAAAAGUGCUCUGCUUCCAGAAUCCAUCCCCAUCUUCCUACAAUAUGCAGAAGAGGGCUCUGCCAUGGUCUCAGCCACAGCGCUGAACGCACUACAGAGGUACUCUGCACAGCACAUCUCGAACACGGUUAAAAUGGCAAUGAAACGCAUAUUCUAUGAAGUGCAGAGACACUAUCCAAAAAUUUCAAGGCUGGCUGCUGCAGAAAUCCUGUUGAACAAUGAUCCCUUGCCAGAGGACUUCACCAAUAUCCUGUUGGCCACCAGAGAACUUGAACCAGAAAUGUCAAGAUUUCUGCUGUCAAAAAUCCAAAGCUUCGUACACUCCGGUCAUCAUCCAACCAGGAAGGUUGCUAAAGAGGUUCUGAAUGACCCACAAAUAAAUAAUUACUACUUCCUCUCCUCUGAAGCUGGCAGCUCCAUCUCCUUCUCAGGACCACUGACAGCCACCAAUGACACUCUCUCUACCAUUGGGCUGGAUCUCCUGUUCUCAGACAUUGGCAUCCUGAGGAAGAGCACCACCAGUUUCAAUAUCCUAAACCAUGGCUACCAACUCCAAGCAGCUCAGGUGGCCAUAGAAGCAAAAGGAUUUGAGGGCAUCCUGGGAGGCAGCGCAGCCGACGGAGAAGACGAAUUCAUGGCCGGCAUGUCUGCUGCUCUGCUUGAUGUCCAGUUACGGCCAAUCACUUUCUUUGAAGGAUACACAGAUCUGAUGUCGAAGUUCUUCUCGAGCUCAGGAGAACCCACAAAUGUGGUCAAAGGGAACGUAUUGCUGAUGGACCAUCUACAGGCAAUCCCACUUCAGUCUGGUUUGCAAACUGUGAUCACUCUCCGAGGAGGACUUGGGUUAGAUGUUUCAGCUGACAUCAAUGUGAAUUUGUGGGAGCAGGAGUUCAAAACAGGCGUCGAAACAAGGGGCGCACUGACCAUUGAUUUCCAAGCAGAACUGGAUGCACCAUUUUUUCAAGCCACUGUCAAAACCCAAACAGAAGUCGAAAUGGCCACAAACUUCAACACAGCUGGAAGAGUUUCUGCCAUGCCCGUGCUCAUGUGUCUGCAGCUUACAGAAGAAGAAGUCGCUUACAGAGAAAUCUUCUCCGUCUCAGAAUCCUCUGCAAACCACAGCACUACUGUCCGCAAAGGGAGAUGGACCACCAUCCCUGGGCGUGAGCUUCCCUUUCACAGAGCCAACUCUGAAAUGUGCAGGAUCCUGCUUGCAGAGACAAUGGAACAAUAAAAAAGCAACAUCCAUAUGGUGUCACCUUGUACUUGCU